AUGGUGGGCGGCUCUUCUGUGUACGGCAAAAUCAGCCUGGCUAGGGUCGACGCCGGUGAUUGCAGCGGUGGCCAUGGAGAAAGUACGAAAACAAAGCUCUCUCUCAGUCUCUCAAUCUCAGACCUGCAGUAUCCCAACAAGCGUCUCUCUACCCCUUAUCUUCGCAAAUCUUAUCCACACCUCUGUGGCGGAAGAACCUAUGCAUUUGAGUUGGACAUAGUCAAAUCCCCUUCCACUUCAACUCGGACAUCCCAAACAUCCUCCCCUUCCACCUCCUCCUCCACCCUCUCAGAAUCAAGCAAUUCCGCCCUCGCAAUCUCAACCCGAAAACCCCGAACUCCUCGGAAACGUCCCAACCAGACUUACAAUGAAGCCGCUGCAUUACUCUCCACUCCUUACCCCAACAUCUUCUCCACCAAUACUCUCACAAAUCCUCGCAAAUCCACCAAACCCCACGACUUUUUCCUCGACCCCUCAUCCUCCCAAUUGCUCCUCCCUCUCCGACUCAUCGACAAUUCCGCUACUUUCUUCCUCCACAACCCAAUUAGCCAGAAACCCAACUCCCGAUUCGAGCCGAAAGCCAUCAAUCCAUUCGAAAAGUCGUGCAAUUCUCCUGGGGAAUUCAACUCCCCGGUGAACUUCGACUCCAACUCCAGCUCCUCCAUGGAGAUAUGUGACGACUUCGACGCGGAAUCGAUGCUGGAUGAGGAGAUUGAUGAGGGUAUUGAUACCAUCAUGGGGAGUAGUACAACCAGCAUGAACAUAGACUCAGUCGACGAGUCGUCCACUAGCAGUGACCAAAUGAUGAUGAGUUCAUGCUAUGGCUACCCAAUGGGGUUAGGAUUUGGCGGAAACUUGCAAUUCGGGUUCGGAUUCAGACGAGAAGGAGUGAGGCCGUUGAGGCAAGUCGACGACAGGGUGAACCGGUGGAGUUUCCCCACCGUCGAUGUUCUUGAAAUCUCGCCCAGAUUCAACAAAUCUCGGCCGUCGCCACCUUCCGCGGGGAAGAAGAAGAAGAAGAAGAAAAAGAUGGAGAAGCUGGCGGUGGUGGAGUCGAAGCUGGUGGAGAAGAGUGGUAGUCUGAAGAUGAGUCCGAGUAUGAAGGAGGAGGAGGAGGAGGAGGAGCCGGAAGCAGAGUGUGGGCAGUUGAUGCUGAAGCUAAACUAUGACGACGUUUUGAGUGCUUGGUCAGACAAAGCGUCUCCGUUCCCGGAGGAGCUUCAGGACGGCGCUGUUGGAAACGAUGUCUCUACCAGGCUGGCGCAGAUUGAUUUAUUCACGGACACCAGUGGGUUGAGAGAGGCUAGCGUCCUCCGUUACAAGGAGAAGCGGCGUACACGCUUCUUCUCGAAAAAGAUCAUGUACCAAGUUCGUAAAGUUAACGUUGAUCGACGGCCAAGAAUGAAGGGUAGAUUUGUGAGAAGGCCAAACUCUAGCACAAAUGGCCAAAGACAAAAGGAAAUAUGA
This is a messenger RNA of Fragaria vesca subsp. vesca, 1467 nucleotides long. Its product is annotated as protein CHLOROPLAST IMPORT APPARATUS 2-like. Bases 1 to 1467 code for a protein of 488 amino acids. Gene Ontology annotation, biological process: regulation of DNA-templated transcription. Gene Ontology annotation, cellular component: nucleus. The record is from RefSeq and is a predicted model, not a curated record. Gene Ontology annotation, molecular function: protein binding. The transcript is spliced from 5 exons. NCBI's taxonomy places the organism in Eukaryota, Viridiplantae, Streptophyta, Magnoliopsida, Rosales, Rosaceae.